UCGUCCCGGAGGCGGCGCAAGAUGGCGGCGGCCAUGCAGGGCCCCGGCGCCCGCCCCGCUCAGCGCUCCGCCCGGCCCCGCCGGCGCCGUUGAGCCUUCCGCCGUUCUCCUCCCUGUCCCGGAGCCCCGCGGCCAUGGAAGGUCCCGGCGCGGCGGCAGCGGCGGGCGCGGGCCCGGGCGGCAGCAACGUAUCGGCCUUCCUGACGAAGCUGUGGACGCUGGUGGAGGAUCCCGAGACCGACCCGCUGAUCUGCUGGAGCCCGAGUGGAAACAGCUUCCAUGUGUUUGACCAAGGACAGUUUGCCAAGGAGGUGCUCCCGAAGUACUUCAAGCACAACAACAUGGCCAGCUUCGUGCGGCAGCUCAACAUGUAUGGCUUCCGGAAGGUCGUGCACAUCGAGCAGGGAGGGCUGGUGAAGCCGGAGAAGGACGACACCGAGUUCCAGCACCCCUACUUCAUCCGUGGCCAGGAGCACCUCCUGGAGAACAUCAAGAGGAAAGUCACCAGCGUGUCCAGCAUAAAGAACGAGGACAUCAAAGUGCGGCAAGACAACGUCACCAAGCUGCUGACCGACAUCCAGGUGAUGAAAGGAAAGCAGGAGAGCAUGGACUCCAAGCUGAUAGCCAUGAAGCAGUAUGUAUGUGGGGAGGGGUGGCGGAAAUCUCACCGUUUGCUCCGUGCUUUCCUUCCUCCACACGUUGGGUUUGGGGCAGGAAGAGGGGCGGUGCUGCGGGGACCUCGUGAGCACCAUCACAGCCCGUUGGUGACGUCCUGUUCGCAGCCAGAACGCAAUCCCGAAUGCGGGGCGAAGGUUCCUGGAGUGCAGCUCUGCUUUGAGACGUUGCAGUGGUAAUGGGGCCUUCAGGGGUGUCCAUCUGUGCCCCCCUGGUUUUGGUCUGACGUUUUGGGUGAUGUUUUGCCCCUGUGGGUUUCUUUGGUGGACAUUUCUUUUUGUCUCCCUCUCACAAAGUGUAACUGUUCCGUCCUGCGCUGCGGCGUUGGGGUCAUUUCGGAUCAUGGCUGCUGUCCUUCUCUUGUGUUACUGCAGUCCUCCUCCAGGCCCUUGUCCUCUUGCACCAGUUGGAUUCUGGCUGUGUGUGGCUCACUGGGGGUGCUUGCGCUGGGCUGGAGGCAAAGCGGGCGAUCUCAAGGCCUCCAGGAUGCUGCCUUCCCCUAAAGAAAUUCAUCACCAAGGUGAUGAGGCUCCAGCACUGCGGCCCGGAGCUGUGGGUGCCCCAGCCCUGGAGGUGCCCCAGGCUGUCU
Tympanuchus pallidicinctus (lesser prairie-chicken) is the source of this 1264-nucleotide messenger RNA. It is a transcript of the gene HSF1, whose product is annotated as heat shock transcription factor 1. The record is from RefSeq and is a predicted model, not a curated record. Gene Ontology annotation, molecular function: DNA-binding transcription factor activity; sequence-specific DNA binding. The transcript has 4 exons. Gene Ontology annotation, biological process: regulation of DNA-templated transcription. NCBI's taxonomy places the organism in Eukaryota, Metazoa, Chordata, Aves, Galliformes, Phasianidae. The coding region runs from base 135 to 854 and encodes 239 amino acids.